Staurois parvus is the source of this 1410-nucleotide messenger RNA. The record is from the annotation of a GenBank genome assembly. Lineage: Eukaryota; Metazoa; Chordata; Amphibia; Anura; Ranidae.
AUGCAAAAUGUUGUCAUUCAGGAUUUUGAUUGGCUAACCUUUUCCUUUUUUUUUACAGAUGACUUGGAAGAGCCACAAGAGUUCCUAAAUAGGGACAGAAGCCACAUAGAUAAUACCUUGAAACUCGCUGAGGAAAAACCAAUAGAUGACUACUCAGCGGUCCUACAGAGGCUAAGGAAAAUAUAUCACUCUUCUAUAAAACCCUUGGAACUGUCCUACAGAUACAAUGAACUGAGGCAGUAUGAGAUUACAGAUGGAGAAAUCACUUCCAAACCAAUGGUUUUAUUUUUGGGACCGUGGAGUGUUGGCAAAUCCACCAUGAUCAACUACCUCUUGGGGUUGGAAGAAACACCCCAUCAACUGUACACAGGUGCUGAACCCACAACCUCUGAAUUCACUGUCCUUAUGCAUGGGCCAAAGCUAAAGACGAUUGAAGGCAUUGUGAUGGCUGCCGACAGUAGUCGUUCCUUCUCUCCACUGGAAAAAUUUGGGCAGAAUUUUCUGGAGAAGUUAAUAGGCAUUGAAAUUCCCCACAAACUUCUUGAGAGGGUCACAUUGGUGGACACCCCCGGUAUCAUUGAAAAUCGCAAACAACAAGAAAGAGGUUAUCCAUUCAACGAUGUCUGCCAGUGGUUUAUUGACAGAGCUGAUCUUAUCUUUGUGGUAUUUGACCCAACCAAACUGGAUGUUGGUCUCGAGUUGGAGAUGCUCUUCCAACAGUUGAAAGGACGUGAGUCUCAGAUCCGUAUUAUUCUAAAUAAAGCUGAUAGUCUGGCAACACAAGAGCUCAUGAGGGUGUAUGGAGCUCUCUUCUGGAGCUUGGCUCCUUUGAUCAAUGUGACUGAGCCACCAAGAGUCUAUGUCAGUUCCUUCUGGCCACAAGAUUACCAACCUGAAACACACAGAGAACUGUUUCUUAAGGAAGAGAUCUCUCUACUAGAAGAUCUCACCCAAGUAAUUGAAAAUAGAAUUGAAAACAAGAUUGCCUUCAUCCGCCAGCAUGCUAUCAGAGUCCGAAUCCAUGCUUUGUUGGUUGACCGCUACCUUCAGACUUACAAGGACAAGAUGACCUUCUUCAGUGAUGGUGAAUUGGUCUUUAAAGACAUUCUUGAGGACCCUGAUAAGUUCUUCAUUUUCAAGUCUAUCUUGGCCAAAACAAAUGUCAGCAAGUUCGAUCUUCCAAACCGAGAGGCCUACAAGGACUUCUUCGGAGUAAACCCAAUUAGUAGCUUCAAGCUUCUAUCCCAGCAAUGCUCAUAUAUGGGUGGCUGUCUGAUGGAGAAGGUUGAGAGGGCCAUUACUCGUGAACUUCCAGACCUACUUGGCAGCGUCAGCAAAAAGCCUCAAAGCCUUAACUGCGAUGUGACCGGAUGUGGGGAAGCCCCAAAGAACCGUUACAAAAAACCUUAA